AUGGAGCCUUGUCGUCGUUGCCAGAAGUCGCAGCGAUCAUGGAUACGGUGGUGUUUGGAGGUUGUGGAAAGUUUCUCAAUCAUCUUAACUGUGAUGUUUAUGCUUUUGGUGGUAAAGGCUCUGUUUUGGAACAGAGGUUGUGAAGUGAAGUCAUCAUAUAGACGGAUUUUGACUGAUAAGUCAACGAAUAGUUUGGGAGCAAUCUGCAACGUGACGUUGUACUCAGAUCAGUGUUACUCGACGCUCUUGUCGGUAAAUUCUACUGAGCCUAGAGUUCUCUUUAGGGCUUCUUUGGUCACAGCUGUCGAAGACCAUGUGAAGAUUCUCGGGGUUUUUAGUAACCUGGUUUCAUCUGAUGAAUCUGUUUUGUCUAGUUUGCAAGUGUGUGAUGAGAUGAUCGUUGAUUCGUUGGAGUAUUUGAACGAAACAAUCGAACGUUUUGAUGAGUUUGGGAAGAUUAUGACCAAUGCGGAAAUCGAUGAGAUAAGAGGGAAGUUGAGUUACGUGAUCACUGAUCACGACACUUGUUUGGAACGUUUUGAUGAGAUUAUGGAGUUUGAUUUCUCGAGUUACAAGAGAAAUAUUGGGAAAAUUAAGAGACUUAGAGAUUCUAUGAAAAAAGGGAGAGAGCUUGUGAGCAAUAGCUUAGCCAUUGUGACUAAAAUCUUAGGUCGAUUAACCAAACAAGAUGAUAACAAGAGUUUACUUGGCUUUUUAGAAACAGAAUCGGGUUUUCCAGAUUGGUUUGGUAAUGAGGACCGUAAUGCACUUUUGACAUGCGACUUGACUCCUAAUGUAACGGUAGCCAAAGAUGGGACUGGACAGUACCGAACAAUCAGCGAGGCUGUGGCUUCUGUCCCUGAAAAGAGCAGUUCAAGAUUCGUUAUACACGUAAAGGAAGGCCUUUAUGUUGAAAAUGUUGAGGUGACGAAAUACAAAUACAAUGUUGUAAUGUAUGGCGAUGGGAAAACGAAGACGGUCGUUUCCAGUAGCCUUAACAGGAUUGACAAACCUAACAUCGAUACCUUUCAAACCGCCACUUUCUCGGUUAGUGGAAAAGGGUUCAUUGGUAGGGAUAUGAAGUUUGUUAACACAGCUGGACCAGAAAAGAAGCAGGCUGUAGCGUUUCAUUCAAAAUCAUGCCAGUCCGUGAUGUACAGAUGCGCAUUCGAAGGAUACCAAGACACGCUUUACUCGCACGCUGGAGAACAAUUGUACCAGGAAUGCGACAUUGUUGGUACCGUCGAUUUCAUUUGUGGCCAGGCUGCUGCCGUGUUUCAGAACUGCACCAUUCGGCCUCGAAAAUCUAUACCAACUCAACUCAGUACCGUGACGGCUCAAUCUGCUAACGAUCCAAACGUAAAAUCCGGUUUUUCGAUAAUCAACAGUAAGAUUUACCCCUUUGAAGGAGAAAAUCUAACAGCGACCACGUAUUUGGGACGACCGUGGAAGAGUUAUGCUACAGUGGUGGUGAUGAAAAGCCUAAUCGGGAUAUUGAUUAACCCUCAGGGUUGGGUUCCGUGGGACACAAUGGUGAAUCCUCCAACGACACUUAACUAUGGAGAGUACAUGAAUUAUGGACCAGGUUCUGGUGUGGGUAACCGGGUUAGAUGGAUUGGAUAUAAUCCGAAUAUGACAGAACUAGAGGCGCGCCAGUUUACGGUUGAUGAUUUGAUUAACAAACAUGGAUGGUUAAAGGAAACAUGUGUACCCUAUAAUGGUUCUCUCUAGCAGAGUUUCUCUUGACUAUAAAUUGUAGUCCCCGGUUUAAGGGUUGUAUAAACGAUUAAGACAAAAAUUUGUAGACUCAAAGCUCAAUGAAACUCAAACUCGAUAUAAUUCAUAA
Capsella rubella is the source of this 1846-nucleotide messenger RNA. Its product is annotated as pectinesterase. The record is from RefSeq and is a predicted model, not a curated record. Lineage: Eukaryota; Viridiplantae; Streptophyta; Magnoliopsida; Brassicales; Brassicaceae. Bases 1 to 1731 code for a protein of 576 amino acids. The transcript is spliced from 2 exons. Gene Ontology annotation, biological process: cell wall modification. Gene Ontology annotation, molecular function: pectinesterase inhibitor activity; pectinesterase activity.